Molecule: messenger RNA, 3041 nt
Organism: Zootoca vivipara (common lizard)
Lineage: Eukaryota; Metazoa; Chordata; Lepidosauria; Squamata; Lacertidae
Source: RefSeq, a predicted model, not a curated record
CACAUUAUGUCAAGAAAUUUAUAUAAUGAAGAACUUUUAUAAAACAUUGAAAACGAAGAGGAAAAUCCACAUUAUGUAAUCUCUAUGAAGGUAGAACGAACUCUUGCAGACUCUUGAUGACUUCCAAUUUGCAUGAAGUGCGACAAAUAUAUGAACUUAUUCCCCUAACAGUAAUCCAUGCCAGACAUUCAAACAGCAGACAAAAUGAAGGAACACGGUAUUGUCUGCACUGAACACAGUCAGUCACACGGGGUCGCAAUUGCCUAAACAAUCCUAUUGGAAACCUCUAAAUACAGCUCUCUACCUUUAAAAAGGCAUUUGAAGAAAAAAGACAGGAGACAGCUGGAUACGAUUACAUGAUCCAGAGAGAUUUCUACCAGUGAUGCUACUCCCUGGUGGUCCCCAGAUCACCUGAAUCAGCUGCAUUUGAAACAAACAUUUUGGAAGCAUCCUAAUCUCCAUGGUUAUUAUGCGGAUUGAAUUCUGGGUGAGGAGGAGGCUGCUGCAGCUGGUUCUUCUUCACACAGCCUGGGAAAUGGGGAGCGGUCAGCUCCAUUAUUCUGUGCCGGAGGAAUCCCAGCAUGGCACCUUUGUGGGCCGUAUCGCCCAGGACCUGGGGCUGGAGGUGAGUGAGCUGGUGCCUCGUCUGUUCCAGGUGGAAUCUCAAGGCCAUGAGGACUAUUUCAAGGUAAAUUUGCAGAAUGGCAUUUUGUUUGUGAAUUCCCGGAUAGACAGGGAGGAGCUGUGUGCCAAGAGCCCUUUGUGCUCCAUCCACCUGGAGGUGAUUGUGGAUAAACCCCUGAAAGUCUUCCAUGUGGAAGUGGAGAUUGCAGACAUAAAUGACAAUGCCCCCAUUUUCUCUGUCACAGAGCAAACAUUGAUUAUUGCAGAAUCAAGAUUGCCACAUUCUCCUUUCCCACUGGAGAGUGCUUCUGACGCAGAUAUUGGCAGCAAUGCUCUGUUAACUUACAAGAUCAGUCCAAAUGAUUAUUUCAAGCUGAAUGUAGUAACGAAUGAAGACCACACUAAAUCUGCUGGGCUAGAAUUAAAGAAACCAUUAGACAGAGAAGACAUAUCUGUCCACCAUUUAUUACUGACAGCCACAGAUGGUGGUAAGCCAGAGCUAACAGGAACAGUCCAGCUUGUGAUAAAUGUAUUGGAUGUAAAUGAUAAUGCUCCAUUAUUCAGCCAAUCUGUUUACAAAGUCAGAGUACCAGAGAAUCCCGUUAAUGGAACACACAUAAUAACACUCAAUGCCACAGACUUGGAUGAAGGUAUUUCUAAGGAUGUUACUUAUUCCUUUAGCAGCCUAGUACCUCCCAAAGUUAAAAAUACCUUCCAAAUAAGUGACAGCACUGGUGACAUCAAGGUUAUAGGACCAUUAGAUUAUGAAGACAUUAAUUUGUGGGAAAUUCAGGUUGUAGCAAAAGAUAAAGGCAACCCUCCUUUGGCUGGACACUGUAAAGUAGUAAUAGAGAUUCUAGACAUGAAUGACAACAUCCCUCAGCUUUCACUGAAAUCUCUCUCAGUGCCUGUGCCUGAGGACUCCCCACAAGGUACUAUGGUGGCCUUGAUUAGUAUCUCAGACAGAGACUCUGGACCCAAUGGGCAAGUGAGCUGCUCCUUGUGGCCUUCUGGGAUUCCCUUCAAGUUGGUAUCCACCUUCAAGAAUUACUACUCACUGAUGUUGGAAGAAACACUGGAUCGGGAGCAGGUGGCUGAGUAUGUGCUAGUGGUGAUGGCUCACGAUGAAGGGAUUCCAUCACUGUCGGCUAGCAGCACCUUGUUGGUGCCCAUUGGUGAUGUGAAUGACAAUGCACCUGCUUUUCCUCAGCCUUCCUACACGGUCUUUGUGAAGGAGAACAACCCGCCAGGUGCUCACAUCUUCACAGUGUCUGCUUCAGACCCAGAUGUGGCUGAGAACAGCCUGAUCAGCUACUGGAUUGAUGACAAGCUCUGGCCCCUGACAAGCUACAUCUCAGUUCACUCAGAGAGUGGGAAGGUCUAUGCUUUGCAGCCCUUGGACUAUGAGGAGCUGAAGCUGCUGGAGUUCCAAGUGAGGGCCAAGGAUGCUGGGCUGCCUUCCCUGUGUGGCAAUGUGACUAUUCAGGUUUUUGUGGUUGACGAGAAUGACAAUGCACCUGAAGUAUCAAGAGUAGCAGAGUCACCCAUCAUGUUGGUCGUCCCCAUAAAAGCUGGACAUGCAGUGGGCAAGAUCCAUGCCCUGGAUGCUGACUCAGGUUACAAUGCAUGGUUGUGCUAUGAGCUGCAUGAAGCCAAUAAUGGCCCCUGGCGGGUGGGGCUUUACAGUGGUGAGAUUAGCACCACACACGCCCUGGAUGAAGCAGUAGGCAGUGGUGGAAGCCAGAAUAUUUUAGUGUUGGUGAAGGACCAUGGCAAGCCAGUGCUGUCAGCUACAGCCACCCUGAGUGUGUCACUUGUGGCAAGCACCCAGGCAGUUCAGGCUGAUGCCCACCUUGUCAGGAUGGGAGGGAGCUCAAAGCCCCAGGUGGACAAUGUCAACGUCUACCUGAUCAUUGCCAUCUGCUCAGUGUCCAGCCUGUUCCUGCUGGUGAUCAUAGUAUACAUCUCCCUGCGAUGCCGUUGCCAGGCCAAGGAGGCCAUGGUGUAUGGUCCUGGCACAGCCACACUGGUAUGUGCCAGUGAAGUGGGCAGCUGGUCAUAUUCAAAUCGUCACAGCCACAUCCUGGCUGGUGUGAGUGGGGAGGCAGGUGCCAAAAGUGACCUCAUGGUAUUCACUCCAAAUGUUCCUGUAUUUGCAAUGAAUGGGGAUGUAGGAAAUGGAAAGGAGCUUAUUUCAAAUUCAUCAGAUGAGGUGAGUUAUAUGGAAUCUUUAAAAUCUUUGCAGUUACUCUCUCUUUGUUAUACUUUGGUGUGAAAACACUGAAGCAAUAUGGGCUAUUACAGAAAGCAGCAGCUAGCAAACAUUUUGGGGGCUUUACAUUUUUUGUUUUGUUUUUUUUAAAAAAAUUCUGCCCAAAGUUUCUAACAAAGUUAAAAAGGCUUCUAACAAAGUUAAA